This is a messenger RNA of Arvicola amphibius (Eurasian water vole), 2671 nucleotides long. RefSeq names its product DTW domain containing 2 (gene Dtwd2). NCBI's taxonomy places the organism in Eukaryota, Metazoa, Chordata, Mammalia, Rodentia, Cricetidae. Bases 665 to 1372 code for a protein of 235 amino acids. The record is from RefSeq and is a predicted model, not a curated record. The transcript has 8 exons.
UUUUGGAAAGGGAACCCAAGAGUCUCAAAAUGAACUGUCAGGCACCAGUGGUGACAUCCAGUGCUCAUUAUGUUUUGACACCAAUUUCAUAUUAUUAUUAACAAAAGUCUGCUCAAAUGGCUUCCCCUCGUAGGGACAGACUGUUCUGUUCGUCUCUAUCGCAAAUGACUGGCACAAGCUUAAUCCAGAGUGUUCGAGAAAAACUUUCAAAUGGAUGAGUAUAAUAAUGAACUUUGCUGCAGUAAUAUUGACAGAGGUGAGAGGUCAGACACACAAGCUCAGCGCUGACACGCUCGGCUGCCUAAGGAGUGUGCCUAGUUUAGAAACUUCAGGCCCAACCGGAAUUUGGAGCUUGGGUGCAGAAAAGAAUUUCAGGACUUUCCAGUUCGUGAAGCACAGAGAGAUUAGAAGAUGUCCCUGGAAAUAACUUCAAAGGAACUGGACUCUGAAAGGAUAAAGCCAGAAGUUGCACCAAGGGUUUAGUACAUGAAUUUAUUUCCCGUGUUCCUUCCACUCAGGCAUUAAGAAGACAUUUCCAAGGUGAGCAAGCAUACAGCCUUGAAUGUCGCCAGGGUUAUGAACAUGGAAGUCGGUGACAGGAGGGACUGGUAUCCUAAGAUCCACAGACAAGCCCUGUCCCUAAGAAGUAAAUAGCAAGUCUUUAAUGAACCUUGCCAGCUGCUGCAGUAAGAACCGGCCCCAGAAAGUAUGCUUGUGUCCAUAUCUACCAGUGUACCCACUCCAGAUCUCCACCCAUUUGUACAUCAUUCAGCAUCCAGCAGAGGAAAGUAAAGUGUUGCGCACGGUCCCUCUGCUAGCAGCAUGCCUGCCCCCUGACAAGUGCACAGUAAAGAUUGGCCGCCGCUUCAGUGAAGAGCGAGAUAUUGAACUUUCAACUGUUUGCCGGGACUCUGGUACAUUAAUAUUAUAUCCAGGGGCUGAAGCUACUAAUUUGGAAGAAUUUAUAUUAGAUUCUCCUGUUUAUCCUUCCACAAUCAUCAUCAUUGAUGGUACAUGGAGCCAGGCUAAAGACAUUUUCUAUAAGAAUUCCUUGUUCCGACUUCCCAAACAGGUGCAGUUAAAAACUAGCAUUUGUAGUCAGUAUGUAAUUCGGAUGCAACCAACUAGCAGGUGCCUUUCUACCUUAGAAUGUGCUGCUGCUGCUCUUUCCAUCUUAGAGAAAAAUAAGUACAUACAAGAGACUUUGCUCCGCCCUCUUCAAGCGCUGUGCUCUUUCCAGCUUCAGCAUGGUGCUCAGAUUCGCCUCAGCAAGGAAUACCUUCUGAAAAACGGAUUAUACCCCAAGCCAAUGCCAAAGAACAAACGCAAGCUCAGGAAGAUGGAACUGUUAAUGAACAGUGUUAAAAUUUAGCACCACUGGCUCCAUGGUGCUCAUUCACCUGUCGUUAGCUGACAAGACUGUGUAAACUUUCCCCCAGUUUGGGCUUGAAGGCUUUGACUCCGCAGACGCAAUGCUGGCAGGCACUGUGCUGCUAAGCAGCAUCGUACAGCACACUCCACCCCUCUGGGGAAAGCAGACUUUCACAGUGCUUUUGUCAUUUGCUUCAUUUUGGUUUUUGUUUUCUUUUGAGACAAGGUUUCUCUGUACAGCCUGUAGACCAGGCUGGGCUCGAACUCAGAGAUCCACCUUCCUCUGCCUCCUGAGUUCUGGGCUUAAAGGUGUGAGCUACCAUUGUCUCGCUCACAAUAUGUGCUUUGAAAUAUGUGCUUCCACUACAUUUUUUAUAUCUAUUCAAAAUACAGUUAGCUGUUGGUCUAGAGUAUAGAGUUGUCUAUAUAAUGAAGAAAAUUGUGCCUGGAACAGUGUUGUUUCCAUCGGUGUUUGCCGAGACCUAGGUCUAUGUAGAUCAGUGAUGGUUUUACCCUGCGUUGGCUUCAGCCUUACUGUGAAAUAAAUGGCAAAAAGGGUUACUUGUUUUAUUAAAUAGUAUAAAGGAACAGGGAAACUUUUCUGUUUAGGGUUGAACUUGGACUCAGUGAAUGUAAUUUACACCUUCUGUAAUUAUCAGGAUUCCUGUGGAUGCAUUUAAUUUUGAAAUAGCUUGCAUUCUCAUUGGAGUUGUUUUGCCUAAGUUUUAGUUUUUCAGUGUUCAUUUAACAAGUUUACUGGUUGUAGUAAGAGGUUUUUUUUUUUUUUAUGAAGUGUCCGUAUAGAAAUGACUGAAGUAGAGUAUAAUACAGUUAUUAUUUUGAGAACAUACUUCUGUAAGUAGCUCUACUUAAAUUUUUUUUAAGAGCAAAAACUUUCAAUAUGAAAGAUCAAAUUUCCUCACCCUUUUAGGAGAAUAUUUGUUGAGAUUUUGUAUAGAAUAAGAGAAAUUUAUACACUAUAUUUAUAUCCAAUUUACAGUUAAGUUGACACUUCGGCAAGAUCAGGGUAUUUUCAUUUUGAUCUUUGUUCACAAUUACUGUAGUUCCUUGAAUCCAGGGUUGUAUGGGAGGAAAAAUCAAGCAUGCAGUUAAGUGGUGAUUUUGAUAAAUACAUGUUGUGACACACACUGGUUUCUGAUGUUUUUCAUGCUCUUUUGUUUAUUAUUGGUCCAGAUGACAUUCAUUAAUAGCUUGGCUGGUCCCAAUUAGAAUGCUAACAAAUAUGUAACAAAUUAUGUAAAAAUAUUUAAAAUAUUAAAAUUUAGAUUUGUGACUUCAA